Penaeus vannamei (Pacific white shrimp) is the source of this 5266-nucleotide messenger RNA. RefSeq names its product androgen-induced gene 1 protein. Lineage: Eukaryota; Metazoa; Arthropoda; Malacostraca; Decapoda; Penaeidae. The record is from RefSeq and is a predicted model, not a curated record. Gene Ontology annotation, cellular component: endomembrane system; membrane.
UGCUAAUCUAAUUUCGUACUUCUUAUCCAUAAUUUGUCUUCUGAAAACUAUAUAACUUAAAUCAUCGGCUCUUAGACACCAGGAAAACAAACACUUCAAAAAUGAGUGUAAAAUCAUCGUUACUGCAUUUGUUGGUGUUCUGCACAUAUAGCUAUGGAAUCUACCAUAAUGUUACGAAAUUGAGGCCUCCAUCCACUCCGACUUCGGAUUUUGCCUACCGACAGUAUGGGGGUCGUCUUAAGUUCUUAACCUUCCUGAAUGCUCUUCUACAAUGUGGCUUCUUUGGACUGUGUGUCCUGAACGACUUCAUAGGCUCAGAAUCACCAGUUUAUGCACGGAGAAGUUUGCUACAGAGGUUACGUGACUGGCUCUUCACAACUCUAGUAUUGCCUAUGGGAGUGUUUGUGUCUUGCAUAUUCUGGGCACUGUAUGCUGUUGAUCGUGAGCUCAUCUUUCCUGCAUCACUUGACUCAUGGUUCCCAGGGUGGUUGAACCAUAUUAUGCACACACUUCCAGCUAUUGGUGCCAUCGCAGAGUUAUACUCAGUGUGCCACUGUUUCCAAAAGGGAAUCAAGAUGUAUUAUCCUAUCCUAGUGGCAUACUUUCUCUAUCUGUCAUGGAUUUGCUACAUUGCUUAUGCAGCUGGUUUCUGGGUCUACCCUGUGUUUGAAGUCCUGGAUAUGAAAGGCAGAACCAUUUUCCUUGCUGCACUACUGUUGCCCAAUCUUCUCUUUGUUCAUUUAGGACCCAAACUGCAUAACAAGAUUUGGGGGUCCUCUACAAAGUCGCAAGGAAAGAGAAAGGGAAAGAAGGAAUGAAUACAAAGAUAUGGAAAGGGGAACAUUAUGUAUAAAAAGGUGUUUUUAGAAAUGGAGGUUUGUUUAAUACAGUGGUAAAUGUCCUAACAACAAUACUCAAGAAUGAUUAGAAACUAGAAUAUGGAUUGAAUGACUGAUUUAGUGGUUUAAAUAUUGUCUUAUGUUAUAUAUGUGUAUAUAUCUAUUCUUCAGAAUAUGAGUGAUUUUUAGAAGUUUUGAUAAAGACAAUAAAGUCAGCUAACUUGACAGAGAAUCCAUACCCCAUUUCCAUAGUUAAGUAGUUGAUAGAUUCAUAUCUCUGAUCACAGUUUUUGUUUUCUUACACAUAAGAAUCUUUGAAAUUGGGAACAUGAAAAAUAUAAAGAAUAAGGACCCCAGAGGUGAUUAAAAUUGGUGAACAUAUAUAACAAAGCAAGUAGAUUUUAUGGAACUGAUUAAACUCUAUAUAUAGACUCUAUACAAUCUAUACAUAGUUUAUGCAGGGGAGGUAAAACUUUACUGACAGAGUAAUCACCUGAUAAUUGUUGCACACCCCAGGCUGCUACACCUGGAUAGCAUUGCCAUUUCUAGACUUCUAUCUUUUCAUCUAGACUUUGUUAAAUGUCCCAUGAUUAUAGGCAUUAUAUGGAAAAUUUCUAUUGUGUAUGUUUUAUACAUGUUAUUAGCUAACAGUGGGACAAAUGUUAACCUACAGACACAUAUAUACUAAAAAAGAAUUCCCUUGAUCAAUACAGCCUUUUUCUAGAUGUGUUCUAUGUAUCACUUCAAGUCCCAAGUCAUUUCUAUGUGACUGUUUUGUUUGUGACACAGAAGUGGUGGUAUAAAAUUGAGAAGCAUGAUUGUCAACUGUUCUGAAGUUGCUGUUUUGGAGCUUUUAGCUACUUUGCUGUGGCACAGAUAGUGGCUUCUCCAAGGAUUUAGCAUAUGCUGACUUAGAUGAACAUGAGAUUUGCUUUGAAAAGAAUUAGGUCCGAUCCAAAAUGUUAGGUGAUUGUUGCCAGUUCUUUUAUCUGCUAAGCCAUUAAAGUCUACUAAAUUAUCUAUGUAUUGUGGGAAAUCAUGAAUAUAAAGGUAAAAGGAAUGUUCAAAGUUGAUGUUAAAAGUUCUAAAAUAUAUUACUAACAACCCAAUAUAGAAUUAUGUAACUGCUGACUGCACUUUUUGUUACUACCUCAAGUAUAAACUGUAGUCAUAUAUGUAGUAAGCUUUUUAUUGUUUUGGGUAUCUGGACAGGAGAGAUUUUUUUUUUAAUGUGUACAAGUUGAACUUGGAGGCCUUAGUGUUAUCUUGAAAACCAAAGUUGAAUCUGUGGUUGUGAGAUAGACAGCUUUAGAGUAACCAUCCUGCUUUUAUGGCUGUGGAAAUUACACUGUUGUUAUUUGUGAUGUGAUUGUCCUGUUAAAAGGUGCAACUUUUUUAUAGUUCAGAUUGUUUGUUGAUAUUGUAUUCACAACUUUAGUUUGUAUUGUUGUGUGAUUUAUUUCACGGUAGAUAUUGUCACCAUCACUGUGAAGUUGAACUUUUAAUGAUAUAUUGAGUUUAGGUCAGCAGAUGGUUAUACAAAUUAUAGAGCUCUUUAUAACUCAAAUUAUGCACAUACUAGAAUUUGGUAAUUAAAGAGAUUGAUAUUAUCUUUUGAAUGUUAUUGUGGAUGAUUGAUAUAAAUAUUUAUUGAUUCUUGCAAAUGACAACAUCAACGUUAGACAAUCUUACAAACUUUGUACACAUUUUGUAAAUAUAUCUUUGAAAAUAAUACUGUGUUUGUGGAGAGGAAGCAAAAACAUCUUUUACAGAUUUCUUCUUUCCUAAAUCUCGCCAUCAUACCAAACUGAUUUAAGAGAAAUAAAGAAAGAGAAAAUGGAAAUAUUAGCUGCACAAUUUUUAAGUAGUUUUCAACAUAUACUAGAUAUAUAGAUAUUAAGAGGGAUGUGAUUGUAGUUAGUAUAUGAUUGACAGUAUGAUUUUUUUUCUUUUCUUUUGUCUUAUUCUUUGACACAGAGACGAAUUAAGAAGCUGUAGAUAUAUGUAGAUUGUACAGGUCCUUGAUCUUGAUCCAAAGAGAAUGAAAUGAACCUUGCUUCUUUAUUAGUUGAAAGAUUUGCUUUAUUAGUUGAUAUAAACCUAUAGUUGUGUGAUUUUAUACAUGAUUAUAUUAAAUCAGUUAGCAUAGGAAAUGAGUAAAACAAGUAUUUGUAGAUUGAGAAUUUGGUAAUUUUCUUUUUUAUUAUUAUCCUUUAAAUAUCAGUUUGUAAGAUGAUUGUUCACUUCAGGAAUUAUUUUAGUUUUCUUUAAAAAAUUAAGAUGUUGAAGAAUUUAUUAGUUGCAGAUGUACAAUGAAUGCACUUAUCAUAAGAUUUGGUUUUGGCUUCAGGAAAUAUUUUAAAGCACAUUAUUUUUCCAAAGUAGAUGAACCCAGUCAACUACUUUAUCAUACAAGCAUAAUUUUAGUGUUCUUUAAAUGAAAACCCUUUUUGUGGGGUUUGGUUGAUUAUGCUAUGCAGAAGUGGUUUGAGAGAAUAUGUAAAAAAGUCAUAUCCCUUUCCCUUACUACUUCAGUUUUCUGAUUAGUAAAGCUUGAUUUGCUUUGACUUUACAGUUGCAAACCAUCAGGAAUACAUACAAAAUGGGUCAGAGAUCUGAUCCAGCAAGAACUGGUAGUAUUGUAAAAAAGCAAGGAUAGAUAGAUAAUGAUAAUAAUAUGCAUGAUAUUAGGAAUUGUAGGUAACUCAUAAUUGUCUCAGCUGUUCUUCUAAGCCAUAUUUUUUGUUUAUGAGAUAAUUCGGAUAAACAUUUUAUUGAGCCGUGCUUAUAUUUCACUUUUUUCGGGCAAAGGACAGUAAUCAGUGAAGUAUUGUUUUGUCCUUUUCCUUUAAAUUCCUGCCACAGUCUUUACAUAGAGGUGAUAUCUAUUCAUUCUCUUUAAGAGAAACCUGUGAUUUUGACUUUGAAAAAGGGCUGAAAGUAUAGAUAUUGGUCAUUUAUGAGUAAAAAAUACAUUUUUGAUUUACAGAAGGACUCAGCAUAUGGCAUUCACCUGUUAGUUUACAACUUUUCACUUUUUCCUUUAUAUUGGCAGGGGUAUAGCUAGUUCAAAGAGAAAAUUCAUCUUCCGGAAAUUUUGAGGUAACAGACAUGUCACUUUGUAGAAUAAUGUGAUUGAUAUAGUAAUAUUUCUUAGAAAUGGUUCUUUUAUAAAUCGUACAUGAUAUAAUGUAGCUAGUAGAUUUAGACUGAAUAAGUUUUCUAUUAAACCAGGGAAAUAUUUAAGAUACUAAAAUUGGUAAUCUAAUAAACCAAAGGCAAGGUAUCAAGGGUUCAAAAUAAUGUUUAUUAGUAAUGAUAUCAGGUUUAAAGGUCUAAAUUGAAAUAUUUGAAAGCAAUGGUAUUUUUUCCUGUAGUCCAAAACAUAACUUUGGUCUUCCUGAAAGGCAGAAGACAGAAGUAUGAUAUUGUCAUAAAAACAAAGGAAAGGAGAUAACUUUCUUGAAUAAUACAGAAGAUGCCCAUAUGUUUAUCUGUGAUUUAGAUUUUUCAGAUAUCAACAGCAGCAAAAACAUGCUCUAAGAAUCUAAAUUUUCUCAAAUUGAAGGAUGUGAAUGGGAGUUGUAAUGAUUUACAGUCUGAAGAUCUUUUUUAGUUCCUGUAUGUGCUGAAUAUUUUCUUAAACAAGUAAUAGAUAAAAGUUAUAAGUUUUCACCUACUAAGCUGACAAAUUUGUCUAUUUUUAACUAAAGAUGGAUAUAACAAUUCUUGCAUUCUUUCAUUUUGUUCGUGUUCAUAGACUUGCAACACACUUCUUCAAACAAACAAGAUUAAUAAACUCGAGUUUAGGCUUUGGACUUAAACCUUAAUGAUAUACAGCAUAUAAUGGCCGUUAGCCCUGUGAAGAGAACUUUGUCUUGCUGCACAGAGGCAUUAAAAUAUUUUUUCCUUUCUGUCUGACAAUAGCUGCAGCAUAUAUACUGAAGAUAUGUCAACCAAUAUGAGGCAAAAAAGAGACUUUUAAACCUGCUUUGGAAGGCUGUACCUUCUCACUGACUGCGGUUGGCCAAACAAGCUAGCUACUGUUUAACAUCUAAACAUAGAGCAAGCUGAACCAUGCAUGGCCUGGAAUACUUGCCACCUAUCAUGGCAAAAAUAGAUGCAACCAGCAUGAAUGAUAUGUCAUAUGUAGUAAAUAAUUAUAAAACAGAAAAGAGUAUAUCUAUCUUUGUAAGGAAUAGUUAAGUGAGAAAGACUAUUCUCAUUCUUUAUACUUUUACAAAUAUAUAACACAAAAUAAAUGAUUUUUAUGUUGAUUGUAAUUAUGCCUGAGGGAGAUGGAGAUAAUUGUAAUGCAUAAAAAGAUUGCAUCAGAAAUUGAAUUUUUGGCAAUUUUCUUGAAGAUGAAUGGAAUAUAAAUAACAAUGUCCUAACAGAUAUUUAAAUGAUAAAAAAAUGACAACUAA